AUGUGUAGGUUUGGAGAUUACAAUCGACCCACUAAUUUAAAAGCAUGCCAUUCGCCGAUUCUUGAUGCUAAAGUUGGACGACUAUCUGACAAUGUCUCAGAACAAAAAACAUACUGGUUAUUUGCUACAAUUUAUCCACGUAAUCUUGGUACAGGUGAAAGUACAUCAAUAAAUUCUCAGCUAAGUCAGAAAAUACGAUCCCGUGGUAAGCGUGACGAUGAUUGUAGUCACAUCAUAGCUGCUUCAUUAGACGGGAAAAUGGUAGAUUUCAAUUUAUUUCCUCAAAGUAAAUUCAUUAAUCGAGGUUGGAAGGAUUACGGUAAAUUCUGGAGAAAAGCCAUUGAAUGCACGAUUUGGAUAUGGUUGAAAAAUUCUGUCGUCAUCAACCCGCGUGUUGAAUUUCAAAUUCGUUUCUUUUAUGAUGACCAAAAUUAUCCACACCGACCUGACCAUGCAAAGUUUUUGAUAACAUUCAAGCAUGACGGUAGAAACAAGACCAAGGAUAUAAAUUAUCAUGAUCACGAAAACAUUCAAAUGGAAUUAUAUGCUAUUUUAAAAGGCGAUUUAAUGAAUAUAAUUGAAAAUGAAUCAGAUUCGGUUCUUGAACCUAAUUAUGAAAAAGUCAAUUGGGAACAGUUUUCGAAACUCUAUCCUCUUAAUACUAAAUAA
Molecule: messenger RNA, 669 nt
Organism: Rotaria sp. Silwood2
Lineage: Eukaryota; Metazoa; Rotifera; Eurotatoria; Philodinida; Philodinidae
Source: the annotation of a GenBank genome assembly